CAGCGGUAGGCGCGGCUCACUUAAACGCCUGCGCGGGGGCUGGGAGGGCGUUUUGUAUUUACUUUGCUAGGGUUUUUCGUUGAGGAGUGGGGAUGCCGAGCCGUCCCGAGGACUACGAGGUGCUGGUCACCAUUGGCGCUGGCUCUUACGGUAGAUGUCAGAAAGUGCGUCGGAGGGCGGACGGCAGGGUGUUAGUCUGGAAAGAACUUGACUAUGGAUCUAUGACAGAAUCAGAGAAACAAAUGCUUGUUUCUGAAGUGAAUUUACUUCGUGAGCUUAAACAUUCAAACAUUGUCCGCUAUUAUGAUCGCAUAAUUGACAGAACAAGCACAACUCUGUAUAUAGUGAUGGAAUACUGUGAAGGAGGAGACUUAGCUACUCUAAUAGCUAAGUGUACCAAAGAAAGACAUUAUUUAGAUGAAAAGUUUGUUCUUCGAGUUCUCACACAGUUGGCCUUGGCCUUGAAGGAGUGUCACAGGCGGAGUGAUGGUGGUCGUACUGUUCUUCAUCGAGAUCUAAAGCCAGCUAAUAUCUUCCUUGAUCACAAGAAAAAUGUGAAACUUGGAGACUUUGGACUAGCCAGAAUACUGCACCAUGACACCAGCUUUGCAAAAACAUUCGUUGGUACACCCUACUACAUGUCUCCAGAACAAAUAAAUCGCAUGUCCUACAAUGAGAAAUCUGACAUUUGGUCUCUAGGAUGCCUGCUAUAUGAGUUGUGUGCAUUGUCGCCUCCAUUUACAGCCUUCAACCAAAAAGAGCUGGCAGAAAAGAUAAGGGAAGGAAAGUUCAGACGAAUUCCAUACCGUUAUUCAGAUCAGCUGAAUGAUCUCAUCUCAAAGAUGCUGAACUUAAAGGACUAUUGUCGGCCUUCAGUUGAAGAAAUCCUGCAGAACCCAGUGAUAGCAGACUUGGUGUCAGAGGAGCAAGGGAAGAACUUGGAGAGACGAGGACGAAGAUCAGAAGAGCAAGAAAAAGUAGAAAGAAUGCGUCAUUCAGGAACUCCAUUGAGUGAGCUGAAACUGAAGGAGCAACAGCUGCAGGAGAAGGAGAGAGCAGUAAAAGAGAGAGAACAUAGACUGGAACAGAGAGAGCGGGAGCUGUGUGUUCGGGAGAGACUAGCAGAAGACAAACUUUCUAGGGCUGAGAGCUUGAUGAAGAAUUACAACUUGUUGAAAGACCAUCGACUUUGGCUGCCAACAGAUGAUGAUGUGUUGCCAAAUUUCCCUACAAGAACAAAGAAGGUUCAGUUUGGUGAGGAAAGUAAAGAAAAUGAUCAGUCGAGUGACAGCCUGGAGUAUUUCCCUUCCUCAAAAGACAAGUUCCCUAAUUUGAAGAAGCGCCUCUAUGCUGCCAACCUGCGAGCCCAAGCUCUGAGUGAACUGGAGAAACAUUAUCAGCUGAAAAGCCGGCAACUCCUUGGGAUGCGUUGAAAUAGUGUUUUGUUGAUAUUGUACAGAAUUGUGAUGCUUUAAUGGUAUUUUAAGAUUGUCUCUGUGGAAAAGUUGUGUAAAUUGGUUUUAGAAAAGUUUGUUAAAAUAUUUUUUUAACUGUAAAAGAAUGUCAUAGUACAUGAAGGUGUCUCCUUAUUUUCAUAUCAGUUUGCAUUCUUCUGACCCCUCUGCUUACUGAUAUUGCAUGAAAAGAUCUAUGUAGUCCUAACAUUAAAUAUGCAUAGGGUAGUUGAGAGCAGCACACCAAAAGUUAUUAGGAUGUGAUUUUUAGCAGUGAGCAUGAAGCAAGAACACUUGAAGAGAUUCUUUUCAGUUGGAAUGAAGCACAGAAUGUUAAACAUUUGUUCUGCAUCUCUGUCAAAUAUGUGCUCUGCUUGUUUAAAACUCAUUGGGUAUCUUCUCUAACUGUUUUAUUAGCAUAAAGCUGUAGCAAAUGA
This is a messenger RNA of Heteronotia binoei (common prickly gecko), 1891 nucleotides long. It is a transcript of the gene NEK2, whose product is annotated as NIMA related kinase 2. Lineage: Eukaryota; Metazoa; Chordata; Lepidosauria; Squamata; Gekkonidae. Gene Ontology annotation, molecular function: ATP binding; protein kinase activity. Bases 93 to 1433 code for a protein of 446 amino acids. The record is from RefSeq and is a predicted model, not a curated record. Gene Ontology annotation, biological process: protein phosphorylation. The transcript is spliced from 9 exons.